Molecule: messenger RNA, 652 nt
Organism: Paramecium octaurelia
Lineage: Eukaryota; Ciliophora; Oligohymenophorea; Peniculida; Parameciidae
Source: the annotation of a GenBank genome assembly
AUGCCACGAUUAGAAAUAUUUUGUUCAUUAUCGAUUUCAGCAUUUACAUUUUAAAGAUUGAAUCAAAAAGAAAUGAAACUAAACGAUAAACUUUAAUUGAGAUAAAUAAAAUAAUAAAACUAAUUGGAAAGCUGUUGUUUAAUUAGAAAUCAAAUCGAUGUAAAUAUUCUUCAAGAUUAUAAAUAGUAGCACACGAAUUAACCCACGAAACCUAAUGGUGUAUUUAAUUGAAAAUAUAAAAACAGUCUUAGAGAUUUUAAAGAAAAUGUAUAACUAUGAAUAAACAGCUAGUUUUGGUAUUGAUAUUAAAAUUUAAAUAUCUAAUUAAUUCUAAACCUCUUAAUUGCUUUCGAUAGUAAUUAUCUCAAUCCUUCCUAAAGAUUGUUUUUCUUCUCAUAGUUUUCGGGUUUAAUUUUUUUUCUACUUUUUAAAUAAUUAAAUAAAAAUAAUUACUCUAAUUAAUAGGUGUAUUAUGGGAAAUUCCAAUUCAGUCUAGACACAAGCUUAACCCCAAUAGGAAUGUAAAGCAUGCAGUGCUUGUCCAGAUACUAGAUAAUUGAGAGAUGAAUGUAUUAUUAUGAAUGGAGAAGAAGAAUGUAGGAAGGAAAUAGAAAAUCAUAAAAUAUGUUUAAAAAAGUAUGGGUUUGAAUGA